AUGUUUCCUAGUAAAUUCUCGCCAAACGCUCUCUCACAAGAGCGGGGCUCAGCCUCUACGGAUCAAAAUUUCCUAAAAACCUUACAAUGUCCAAUACCAGGCAUUAUGAAUGAUAAAGUGACAGUAUGCUCUACAUUAUGUGAAGAGAAAUCGCCACCAACCGAUUGUGGCCAUGGGGCAUGGACGUACUUGGGAGCCGCGUUCACCUUAGAAACUAUCAUAUGGAGUUUUACAUCAACGAAACACAUAUUUGCUUCGAGUGUUGCUACUUCUUGUAUGCACGUAUUCUGGUCUCAAGGAGUGGGGUAUGGUAUUGGAGGUGCGGCUCUAUAUCAUCCUGCGCUGUCAUUUCUUCCUGAAUGGUUUUCAGCCCGCCGGGGUUUGGCUAAUGGCGUGAUAUUUGCAGGUACUGGGCUAGGAGGGUUGAUUUUUCCAUUCCUUAUCAAUACGCUGCUUGGAAAAUUCGGAGUGAAAGAAACUCUACAGAUUAUCUCCUGCGUGAUGGCUGUAAUGAUGGGGAUAUGUGUGAUACUUAUAAGACCAAGGAUCCUAAAAGUAUCCAAUAGAUCAAUAUCAGUCAUCGAAGGACCUUUCGGUACGCUCAAAGGGGCAACAUGCACGUCUAAAAAUUCCCUGACAGGGUUUGCUAGGCAAAUCAGGUGGCCAUUUGCCAUAUACCUCCUAUCCAACACCAUACAAGCUAUCGGCUACUACAUUCCGAACCUAUAUCUACCGAGUGCGUCAAAUUCUUCUAGUUAUAGAUGCGGGGCAAUUAUCUCGAGGAUUGUGGUUGGCAUCCUUUCAGAUCACUAUUCCCCACAUCUUAUUGGUGCAGUAACUAGUCUGGCAGGUGGAGCCAGUACCUUACUGUUAUGGGGUGGACUUGGAAACCGUGGUUAUAUCCCCUUAUUGACUUACUCGUUUUUAUUUGGAUGUACUUCUGGGGCUUGGACUAGCCUAUUCUUUGGAGUUGUAAGAGUCUGGCUACGAAGCCCUCAUUUAACUAUGACAACCUACGGAAUCAUUUCUCUUACUCGAGGAUUGGGUAACAUCAUUGCUGGUCCUAUUUCCUCUAAACUGAUUUCAAUAACAAUACCAAGAACUGAAAUAAGGACAGGAUUUGAUGUAGAUUCAUAUUCUAAAGUGAUUUGGUUUAGUGGUUUUGGAUUGAUUGGUACAUUUAUACUAGAGUUGAUAUUAUGGAUCCUUCAAUAG
Messenger RNA from Melampsora larici-populina 98AG31, 1215 nucleotides. RefSeq lists its product as uncharacterized. The transcript has 11 exons. Bases 1 to 1215 code for a protein of 404 amino acids. NCBI's taxonomy places the organism in Eukaryota, Fungi, Basidiomycota, Pucciniomycetes, Pucciniales, Melampsoraceae. Gene Ontology annotation, cellular component: fungal-type vacuole membrane. Gene Ontology annotation, biological process: transmembrane transport. Gene Ontology annotation, molecular function: transmembrane transporter activity. The record is from RefSeq and is a predicted model, not a curated record.